UCCCCUGCCCCGAAUCCAUCCUCCCCCUUCCCGCCUCUCCCAACCGCCAAAAUGGACGGCCGCCGCCCUUCUCCUCACGCCGACGACCCCACUUGCGGCGGCGGAGGGGCCAACUCCUCCAUCACGCCCCAAGAACCCGAGGUCUACUCCCCACCUGCCUCUCCUCCCCGCGCGCACCACUCCGGUCAGCCGGGGAGGUCGAUCUUCGUCAACGAGGACACGAGUGGCGGUCCGACCAUUGGCGCCGCCUCGUCCUCCGCCUGGGGACCUGUAGAAGGCCAAGAAUCCAAGAUCACGGACAAGACAGCCGCCCCCUUCCUCUUAGGGCCGCGGCGUCUGAGCAGCCCAACAGGGGGCUCGGACUCCGACUCCGACGACGACGACUGCGAUGCCUGGGGCGGCUUCAGCGACCCCUCAACGUCGCUGAGCUCUCCAGACGCCUACGACUGCCGGACCUUCUUCGCUGACCCACCUUUCCAAGAGGAGGCGCAUCACGAGAUUCUUGAUUAUUCUUUUUGGAGAUAUGAGGAUGUGCCCUGUGAUCAUUUUUCUAUGGUUUCACAGACAUCAGAAAAUGGUGGCCCCACAAUUCAUGAAAAGGAGCCUUUAUCAUCUCUAGAGGCUGAGUUGGCAUACAAGGAUAUGAAAGAUAAAGCAAAUAUGCUUUUGGCUAAUUACUCUGAAUACCGGAAAGUAUCUGGAGAUGGGAGUUGCUUAUACAGAUCCUUCAUAUAUUCAUAUCUGGAGCAGCUCGUGAAAGUAUCUCCUGACGAGGAACUGCGCUUAAUUGGGACACUUGAACCGUUGUUGGAGAAGUUCCAAAGACUUGAUUUGCCUGGUUCAUAUGCUGAUGGUCAUAAUGCAUUUGUGAACUUGAUACUGGAUUGUAUGCGCCACAAACAAAUUCUAUCAGUAAGUGACUAUGAAGACUGGCUAUUCCAGGAGAGUCAGAAUGAGCAGAAUUUUGCCAAUAGUGAGAAAACACAAUCACUUUUUUAG
Molecule: messenger RNA, 999 nt
Organism: Lolium rigidum
Lineage: Eukaryota; Viridiplantae; Streptophyta; Magnoliopsida; Poales; Poaceae
Exons: 8
Coding region: 52-999 (315 amino acids)
Biological process (GO): protein K48-linked deubiquitination
Cellular component (GO): nucleus
Molecular function (GO): ubiquitin binding; cysteine-type deubiquitinase activity
Source: RefSeq, a predicted model, not a curated record